Molecule: messenger RNA, 888 nt
Organism: Arachis ipaensis
Lineage: Eukaryota; Viridiplantae; Streptophyta; Magnoliopsida; Fabales; Fabaceae
Source: RefSeq, a predicted model, not a curated record
UACACUAUCAUAUACUCAGUACUUUGCUGAAUCCUUGAUAAAAGAAGCUGAAGUAGACAACAAGAUUGUAGCCAUUCACGCCGCGAUGGGUGGUGGAACUGGCCUAAACUACUUCCAGAAAAGGUUUCCAGACCAAUGCUUCGAUGUUGGGAUCGCCGAACAACAUGCUGUUACGUUUGCUGCAGGGCUAGCCACUGAGGGCCUCAAGCCAUUUUGUGCUAUCUAUUCUUCUUUCCUUCAGCGUGGAUACGAUCAGGUGGUCCAUGAUGUAGAUCUUCAGAAGUUACCAGUCCGAUUCGCUAUGGAUAGAGCUGGUUUAGUUGGUGCUGAUGGACCUACCCAUUGUGGAGCAUUUGACAUCACCUACAUGGCUUGCUUGCCUAACAUGGUGGUCAUGGCUCCAUCAGAUGAGGCUGAACUGAUGCACAUGGUUGCAACCGCUGCAGCCAUAGAUGACAGACCAAGCUGCUUUAGGUUCCCAAGGGGGAAUGGAAUUGGAGCCGUUUUGCCUCUCAAUAACAAAGGAACUGCACUUGAGAUUGGAAAGGGUAGAGUUCUGACAGAAGGUAGCAGAGUUGCAAUCUUGGGAUAUGGUUCUAUAGUUGAGGAAUGCAGGGUCAUACAUAGAGAGACUGAAGCUGAAUCAAGAAAGAGAGAAAUUGGCAAGAAAGGUUAUGGAAAAAAUGUCUGUGGAACAAUUAUCUAAUCUAUUAUCAUUCUACAACUCAAUGGGCCAAAUUUGAAAUUGAGAUUCCAAUGAGUGUGUACCCAUGAUUUUGUAAUUCUACAACAAUUAUCUAAUCUUUUGGAAAUUAAGAUUCACGAUCUUGAAAUUGUCAAUGAAAAUGAGUGUGUACCCAUGAUUUUGUUGACCAUGGUUGGUGUAAA